This is a messenger RNA of Serpula lacrymans var. lacrymans S7.9, 1249 nucleotides long. RefSeq lists its product as uncharacterized. The transcript is spliced from 7 exons. The coding region runs from base 122 to 1249 and encodes 375 amino acids. The record is from RefSeq and is a predicted model, not a curated record. NCBI's taxonomy places the organism in Eukaryota, Fungi, Basidiomycota, Agaricomycetes, Boletales, Serpulaceae.
CGACAAUUCUGACCCCCAAGCCGCAUCACGGCUGGCUGCAUUGUCCCUUCAUGUCGUUACUACGUCGUAUUCACUUCGCCGUUUGCUUAUAAGACUCAAAAGUAACUACUUACUAUCGCUAAUGGAUCCCUCGGUCCCUCUUGGCGAAUCGCAACCUAGCCUCAGCGCUAACGAUGCUGGAUGGCCUACGCCAGCAGACGGCACCGUUGAACGUAGUGUGGGCGGUUCUGACUGGUCAAAGUAUACCCACAACCCCAGCGGUUCACGAUACCCCCUUUCUGCUGAAACCUCGUUCGAGCUUCCUGUCAACUCUGCUCUCAUCUACUUCCUAACUCGUGGUGGUGGCAACUCCGGCGACGUGCACAUCGUGAACUCGAAUAUCUCCAAAGAUAGUGUCGAUGUCCUUUUCCACGUGGACUACCACAGACAGGAAGCAUUGGAUCAUGCCAAUGUUUGCUUAUUGAAGAAAGAGCAGGAAGAUGGCCAGGGCGCCGGUAUAUUUACACCCAACAGUUGGCACCCCACUAAUAAGCUGGACGACAUGCGUUUCAAAGUCACAGUGACUUUUCCGGCCACGUCGGACGGCAAACCUUUGAGUGUGAAGGAUUUUGAAAGCACUUCUUCUUACUACUCCUACCAAAUUGGCAAUCUCCUGGGACCAAUUUACUUCAGUACCUUCAACAUACAUGCCGAUUCCGCGGGAAUCACCUCGGGAUCCAUCUUUGCAGGUGCUGGCACGUUCAAGGCCUCUAAAGCGGCUAUCACAGGCGCAUUCAAUGUGUCCUCGUCGCUAGAGCUCACAACCACUGACGCCAAGAUCACUGCUCAAGUGGGCCUUCAGAACGAUGUGGCUUCUUAUCUGACUGGAGUUCAAACAAGUGACAGUGUAUUAAAUGAGAUAUCCCCCAGCUCUAAUGCCGCCACUGGCGGCAACUUCACAGUCUCCGCCACCACUGUCAAGGCACCCAUCAACCUUACUUAUACAAACUCCCCCGUCAACUCUAUCCAAAACCUCGUUGUAUCUACCGUGUAUGAACCCAUAACGGUAUCGUUGAACAGUGCAUACGAAGGCGCUUUCAAACUCGACUCCUCUUACUCCCAUCUCACUGUUAAUAAAAGUGGUGCAACAGAUCCAUCGGGACAAGGACGAGAGCGUGUUCUGGAGAAAGACUCAAACAGCUCAGACCAUGUGACAGGCACAGUGUAUUGGGAUCCUAGCGGACCUGGCGCGCCUCAAAGCAAUGUUUAA